Molecule: messenger RNA, 1212 nt
Organism: Iphiclides podalirius (scarce swallowtail)
Lineage: Eukaryota; Metazoa; Arthropoda; Insecta; Lepidoptera; Papilionidae
Source: the annotation of a GenBank genome assembly
AUGAGAACUAGAAUUACAAAUCGUUUAAAGUUCGACAAAUAUCAGACUGAUUAUGAACAUUAUUACGGAAGAAUAGAUUGCUGGAGUUUGGGCUAUAAGGCAGACGGAACUAAAACGGACUUAUGGCAAGUGGAAAUAGUUAAGAUGGCUGAUAAACAUAGCUUGAACUAUGACGUGAGAGAAUUAAAGCUGGGUUCCAGCUUCACCAACAACAGGACCUCCCAAUACCAUACUAUUAAAUAUGAUUUUAAGCCUGCAUCAGUGGACAUGAAUAAAAUGGCAACUGUUGAUGUGGGAACUAAUAAUCAAGUUACUGUGACAGUGCCUCAUUUAGAUGGCGCUGGAGUUCCUCAAACAGUAUUCAAAGGUAGUCAAAGACCUUACACAAAAGAGUGUGUACUAAUCAUAGACAGGGUCACUGGAGAAAUCACAUUGGAGAAGCUCUCUAGCAAUAUUCAAGUUAAGAAAACAAGACAAGAAACUGCUCAGAAGCCACGUCCUCUAACGCCAGUGACAACCGACUUUACAAACACAACCCAGAGGUCAACCUCCCGCACGAGGGUCGCUACAAAUCGUCGCACUAACAAUAACGCAAAUGCGGCCAGUGCUGCCCAGCCGAAUGUCCAAUCGCGCUUCAACAACAGUGCCGUGCAAAAGCCCGUUCAGAACAUGGUCAGGUCACCUCCACGCGUUAAGACCUCACCACCCCAGGCUCCAUGGUCGGGCGGCGGCAACAGCACGCUCGCGUCCCUGCCGAUGAUCGGGCUGGACGACGCGCCGGCGGCGAGGAGUCCCGGGCCGCAGGCGGCGCGCGUGGCCCACGUCGCCCACGCGCCCCACGCCGCCCACGCCCACGCGCCGCACGCCGCCCACAUUGCCCACGCGGCCCAAGCCGCCCACGCGCCCCCGCAGCACAGCAUGCCGCACAUGCACGCACCGCCCCCCGCGCCCGCGCCCGCUCCAGCGCCCGCCCCCGCUCCCGCUCCCGCUCAGCAGGCCGCGUCCCAGGACGACAGCUCGUCGAGCUCCUCGAGCGACAGCGACAGCGACAGCGGAAGCGGAAGCGACAGCGACGAGAACGACUCCUCGGCCGCCCUGCCCGCUCUGCCCGCCCUGCCCACUCUCACCAACGGUACAGUCAGCAACCCGGCCCUACCAAGCGACGUGCUCAACGAUGACCUGUGUUUGUCCGAGUCUGGCAGCGAUUCGGAG